GCCACCAGAAGAAAACUUCCUUCUUCCCUCAGUCGCUCCACCUCCUCCGACGUUUUAUAGCCGCCGUGACUUAGCUUUCAUCCGACGAUGGCCGCCGCCACUUCAGCCGCUGCAUCAGCCUUCAUCGGCGCACGCCUACCGAAUGUCCAUUCGAGCUCGGGCAGGUUCCAGGCAAGGUUUGGGCUGGGCGCAAAAAGGGCCAAGCCCAAGAAGGUGUCAAGGCCCAGCUCUGAUCGUCCACUAUGGUUCCCCGGAGCUGAAGCACCCUACUGGCUAGACGGGAGCUUGGUGGGUGAUUACGGAUUCGACCCGUUCGGGUUGGGGAAACCUGCGGAGUACUUGCAGUUUGAGCUGGAUUCGUUGGAUCAGAACCUGGCGAAGAAUGUUGCCGGUGAUAUAAUUGGGACCAGGACUGAGAGCUCCGAUGUUAGAGCGACGCCGUUCCAGCCAUACAAUGAGGUGUUUGGGCUGCAGAGGUUCCGUGAGUGCGAGCUGAUUCACGGGCGGUGGGCUAUGUUGGCUACUCUGGGGGCCCUUGCCGUUGAGUGGCUCACCGGCGUUACCUGGCAAGAUGCCGGCAAGGUGGAGCUCGUGGAAGGAUCAUCGUACCUUGGGCAACCUCUUCCAUUCUCGAUAUCUACCUUGAUCUGGAUCGAGGUAUUGCUGAUCGGAUACAUUGAGUUCCAGCGAAACGCAGAGCUUGACCCUGAGAAGAGGCUGUACCCCGGAGGAAGCUACUUCGAUCCGCUUGGAUUGGCCUCUGACCCAGAGAAGAAAGCAAGGCUUCAAUUGGCGGAGAUCAAGCACGCUCGUCUCGCCAUGGUUGCUUUCUUUGGCUUUGCCGUCCAGGCUGCCGCCACCGGCAAAGGCCCGCUCAACAACUGGGCUACCCACUUGAGCGACCCACUCCACACCACCAUCAUUGACACCUUCACUCGCUCCUCUUAGACAAAUGGGGAAAAAAUGGGGAAAAAUUAAUCCUUUUGUGCCUUUAAUUGAUUUUGCCUGGACUGGACUGUAGUAGUGGUAUUUUUAAUUUUGAGCUGUAAAAUUAAUGGCGUUAAGACUGUUUAACUAGAAUGGUAAUUAUAGCCAGUUGCUUGUGCAUGCUUUGCACGGGUUAUUUUGCAUUUUGUCUGUAAAUAGAGUCAAUAUUUAUAU
This is a messenger RNA of Rubroshorea leprosula, 1161 nucleotides long. The record is from the annotation of a GenBank genome assembly. Lineage: Eukaryota; Viridiplantae; Streptophyta; Magnoliopsida; Malvales; Dipterocarpaceae.